AUGACGUUCGCGGACGCGGCGACGCGCGCGGUGCGGGCGUUGGAGAUUAGGGAGACGGAUUCGGUGUGCGUGCCGGUGCCGCUCGGGCACGCGAUGGGCUUUGGAUUCGGCGCGUUGGCCGCCUUCGCGGCGGGCGCGCGUUUAGUGCUUCCGCCGACGAUCGGAAGCGCCGCCGACGGUGCGGCGGCGCGCGAGGCGAUGUGUGCCGCGACGCUCGACGCGAUUCGAAGCGAAAAGUGCACGCUCGCGGUGGUGGACAGUCACGUGACGCGCGCGGCGGCGGAGCGCGAUUUAGGCGCCGACGCUGGCUACGACCACUUUCGCGGUGGUUUGAUCAAGGUUGGUUCGGGCGAUGCCAUCGGCGUCGCGGAAUCGGUGAAAUUCUUAGGCGCCGAGCUGUUGACCGUGGGCAAGCCCAAGAAGACGUGA
Molecule: messenger RNA, 429 nt
Organism: Ostreococcus lucimarinus CCE9901
Lineage: Eukaryota; Viridiplantae; Chlorophyta; Mamiellophyceae; Mamiellales; Bathycoccaceae
Exons: 1
Coding region: 1-429 (142 amino acids)
Source: RefSeq, a predicted model, not a curated record